UACCCCAAGAAGGAUCGAUUGCCUGAUGUCAAUUCUCCUCAAGUGAAAAAAUGGAUUUCUGAAAUCGAUUGGUCCAAGGUCCCUAAAAUACCGAUUGCAAAGGCUAAUAUCCCCAAUUGCCCGGAUUGCCCAAAGAACAAGAGCAAGAUCCCUAAGGGUGCUUGUUGGUGGACCUGUGAUGGAUGUGUUGCAGAUGAUGAUAUCGAAAUUUGCCCUCGACAGAAUGCUUGGGGUUUGACCUAUGAUGAUGGUCCCAGUGAGGAGACGCCGCGGCUGCUUGAGAAACUCAAGAGGUCUAACGUCACCAGUACCUUUUUUGUGGUCGGGAGCCGGAUCCUAGAAUACCCAGAAACCUUGAAGCGGCAGAUCAAGGAAGGUCAUCACAUUGGAAUCCAUACGUGGUCUCAUGCGGGUAUGACCUCGCUGACAAACGAGCAGAUUGUGGCUGAGAUCAAAUGGGCCGAGCAGAUUGUGUUUGAUGUAACUGGACUUAAAACAAAGUACUGGCGACCACCCUAUGGUGAUGUGGACAACCGUGUCCGCGAGAUCGCCCGCCAACUGGGCUAUAAAACAGUGAUUUGGACCAAAGAAUGGGAUUCAAACGACUGGCAAAUCCCUGACAAAACCAUCACUAACAAAGAAGUCUAUAGGAAUUUCAAAUGGGCACUAUCAACUGUUCCAAGUCUCAAGGGAGGAAUUAUCACCCUUGAACAUGAUCUGUUCACUCAAGAGGUUAAUGUUGCA
Molecule: messenger RNA, 744 nt
Organism: Lobosporangium transversale
Lineage: Eukaryota; Fungi; Mortierellomycota; Mortierellomycetes; Mortierellales; Mortierellaceae
Exons: 2
Biological process (GO): carbohydrate metabolic process
Cellular component (GO): membrane
Molecular function (GO): chitin deacetylase activity
Source: RefSeq, a predicted model, not a curated record